Molecule: messenger RNA, 2535 nt
Organism: Punctularia strigosozonata HHB-11173 SS5
Lineage: Eukaryota; Fungi; Basidiomycota; Agaricomycetes; Corticiales; Punctulariaceae
Product: RNI-like protein
Exons: 2
Coding region: 1-2535 (844 amino acids)
Biological process (GO): SCF-dependent proteasomal ubiquitin-dependent protein catabolic process
Cellular component (GO): SCF ubiquitin ligase complex
Molecular function (GO): protein binding
Source: RefSeq, a predicted model, not a curated record
AUGGCUGGAGCGUCGUCGCCCGUCUCAAUCGGCAAAGGCAAGGGGCGGUCGGAGGAUCCACCUGUUCUUCCACCUCUUGCUUUCACGCCAAUGGAGGUUGGGUACGGUCGUAUCGACUGGCCGAGUCCAUCUAGCGCAUCGGGUCCCUCUCCUUCAUCCGUGGGUUCCGGCUAUCUGUCCACUCAUCACCCUGUUACCUCAGAAGAGCACCCCAGUAGUCCCGGAAGCCCUUGUCAGCCCUCCAUCCCCCGCCACAGACGAUCACUCUCCGACUUGUCGAUACAUUCCGCUCGUUCCUUGUCAGCGCUGUCGCUGUCGAAGAUUCGCGUGAAGCUGGGUUCGUCCCGGAAAUCGGGUACAACCAGGAUGGCCUUGUUUGGGAGGCCAAAAGGUUACGGAUCCCCGUCGAAUCUUGCCACCUCCACUCCAGGCUCUCCGGAGAUCGUCAAUCCUGAAGGGAUUCCUGACGACACCUUCACGAUUGAAGUAGGACACGGCGGGGGCUGCUUUUCACCAUGUAUCGGAGACCUCAGGGUCAGCCCUAACAUUGAAGGCCUCAUAACGUCCGUUGGCGAAUCUCCCUAUCCGCCUUAUCGACCUUCCCACGAAGUUGCUGUGCUGAAGGGAAAGACUCGCUCUUACUCCUCUCCAUUUCCCUUGUCGGCUGCGCAAUCUCCCUUGCUAUCAGUACCAGCAGCAGAAGUCUCGGUCCCUGUACCGGUUCCAGUUCACAACUACUUCGAGGAGUGGCUUCCCCGAGAGUUGCAGCUAUAUGUCUUGUCCACUGUUGUCGAUCUUCACGAGAUGGAACGAAGGAGACUGGAAGGAGGUAAAACAUGGAGUGUUCGCAGGGCCGAGUCUCCGAAGUAUAGAUAUAUGGGCAGGGAUAAGGGAAUCCGUGAGCUGGUCAAGUUCAGCAGGGUUUCCAAGUAUUGGCAAUCACUGGUGUUCGAUGGGGCCCUCUGGAAGAAUUUCGACUUCCAUUCCUUCUCGAAAACAACAGCGUCUGCACUACUGCGCGUGGCGCAGAUGGCCGGCACGUUUACUACGAGAGUGGAUCUAUCGGGUCAUGCGCAUUUAUCUCCUUCUACUCUCCAGGCCGUGACGGAUCAUUUUUCUCUUCGCCCUGCGCAUAUCACAGGAGUCGCGUAUACCAGACUCACUCACGUCAAACUGUUCGGGUGUUCGUCAUUGACGACCAGAUCGUUGCAAAACCUGUUAAUGCAUUCCCCGUCGCUGGAGCAUCUCUGCGUCAAAGGUAUUGCGGCGGUGACGGACUUCAUCUGCGACCUCCUCGCCGUGUAUUGUCCCGCGUUGAUGUCGCUCGACAUGAGCCGAUGCCCGAACCUUAGUGGUGCCGGCAUCCGAAGAAUGUCGGACUCCGUUAUCAUUCGAGGGGAGCGUUUGCGCUUGAGGGAGCUGCGUUUGUCUGGCAUCAACUUCGUGGACGACAACGUUAUGGAGGCUCUCGGGAGGGCUGCGCCUAAUCUGGAGGUUCUCGACCUUAGCUACGCUCGGCAUCUCCACAACUCAGCGAUCGCUGCAUUCGUGAAGGUUUCGGAGGAUGAUGACAUUGAUGGACAGCAUUCAGUCUUGCUCACUCCUCGAGAGGCAGGACGGGAUCCAACCGAGUCCGCGAAGUAUAGGAGACGUGUCACAGCACUCCGCCACCUCAACCUCUCAUCCUGCAUGUGGUUGACGGAUGUUGCCUGUUCGAACCUUGCCCAUGCCGUUCCUAGACUCGAGUUCCUCGAAAUCGCCGGCAUCGGCGCUGAAUUGAAAGAGGAGGGUCUCAUCCACCUUCUGAAGACGACUCCUCUCAUCAGGAAACUUGACCUAGAGGACGCCUCUGCGGUCACGGACAAUCUGAUUGACGCCCUCGCACCCGAUGCCGAGGGUUCAUCGCAGAAGACCGGAACGACAUCCCCACCACGCACAGGCGAGCGGCUUGAGCAUCUCAUCAUCUCGUACGCAUCCGCCGUCACGGACGAGGCUCUGCUCAACCUCAUCCGGCGAUGCACCAAAUUGCGCGUGCUCGAGGCCGACAACACUCACAUCUCUCGGUCGGUUAUGCAAGAGUUUGUCCGACUGUCUCGUCAACGUCAAACGGUAGACGCGAAGUUGGUGGCGGUCGACUGUCGUCACAUUGCCGAACGUGAUGUCAAGGAUCUGACGCCCCUGACCCGACCUCGCAUGGGCUGGCGGGGAUAUGAUGCGAGGAAACUCGGGUUCCUGGAUGAGAGGGACGAUGAGGGCCUGGAUGUCGGUCAAGACGAAUGCGACCAACAACGGGUGGUCUUGAAGACAUUUUACUCGUGGCAAACGGUCGAUGCAGUCAGGGCGGCGAGGGAGAAGAAGCGCAAGGGCAAGUCGAGGCGGAACAUCAACAAUUCUGAUGGCAGUAUCGAUGGUGAUUCUACAAUCGGCAGGGAUGGGACUCGCACCAGGUGGUGGUCGCCAGGAGGUAGGCGGAACGGUACGGUCUCCCCGACAUUUCUCGAUCUCAACGAUCGUGAGGGCUGUAUAGUAAUGUGA